This is a messenger RNA of Paramuricea clavata, 2070 nucleotides long. The record is from the annotation of a GenBank genome assembly. NCBI's taxonomy places the organism in Eukaryota, Metazoa, Cnidaria, Anthozoa, Malacalcyonacea, Plexauridae.
AUGAACAAAUAUUGUUUGAGCGCAUGUCAAUGCCACGAGGAAUAUUUUGGUGGAUGUUUGAACAGCCGGAAUUUACUUGAAAGCGAUAGCGAUGAAUCAGAUGGUGGAACGGUAAGCUUAUAAUUUGCUUUGUGCUGUUUAUGAUAUUGUGCUUUGUGCUGUUUACCUCUAUAUACUGUAUAAAAUAAAUACGAAAUGCGAUAUGCAAUUUGCUCAUUGCCGAAUCAGUCCGAGUCAAGUGUCGAUUGUGUUUUAUAGCAUUACAAUUUUAAUUGCUUCGAUAAUAGAAUGCAUAUCAGAAUUAUAGAAAUAGUGAAAUAAGCCUGUUGUUCUGAGACACACGUCAAAAAACACAACGGCGACAACGCUAGCAAGUAAAUAUGCUAGCAAGUCCACAAAUGUAUUAAAUACAGUAUAUUCAUUUAUAUAAAGUAUAGUGCUUUAUUGAGAUUUCGAGAUUAUUUACGAUCAUUUCACAUGUGAAAAUUAUCGCUUUUCAAUAUCGCUUUUAUACAAUAAACAGAAAAAUACAUGGAUGCUUGGAAAUGCCAAAUUUAUUUCUCGUGUUGAACAUGAUAUCUCACUCGUUCGCAGCGCUCACUCUUGAGAUAAUAAUCAUGUUCAACACUCGAAAUAAAUCUGGUAUUUCCGCACACUACAAUAUGUAUUAUUGUCUAUAUAAUUUUUAUAGCCCAUUAAUGGUAAUAGGGUAAAUGUUUGCAUUCCUGACAUACAGGAUCCUCUAAAUUUUAUGUCUAGUAAGUUUUUAGUAUUAAUUAUUACAUCACUAUUUUUUCUAUUUAUACAUAGUACUCAGACUUCUCUUUACAAGGAGAAAGAGAGGACCCUUCUGAUGAGGAAGGUGACAUAACGGGAGAGGCGAUCGCCACAGACAAAGACGCAGGGGACACAGCAGGGAGUGAGGCAGGAGGUAACGUGGCAGGAGACAAGCAAGGGAGCCGAGCUGGAGGAAGAGGCCGUAGGGGUGGCAGAGGAGGGGACGUGGCAGAGGACGUGGUAGGGGAAGUGGCCAAACGAAGAAAAGGGGACGAGGCAGGGGUCAAGCUGGAGGUAGUAGUUCCAGACAAAGUACAAGAGGACAGGACCAACUUCAAUCUGAACCAAAUGCUCAAGAAAAUCAGGCCAAUCAUCAAGAACAAUUAGUGGUAAGAUACCAUAAACCUCUGAAAAUAAGCCCCUAACAUCUCACAAAAAUACUCACAAAAAUGCUACAUACUGUACAGUAUAACAACCCAUGGAUACUAUUUGUCACUCUUACAGAUUAUUGGAUAAUAUCCAGUGAGAUAUUACCACAUAUGCCCUAUUGUUCACACAAGGGCACAAUACACUGAAAACAUACAUGCAUGGGCAAAAUAGCCUUGUUUACAAUUAGGUUUAAAUGCCAACUUCACUUAUGGAGUAUGUUCAUGUAAAGUAUUUGCUCUUACAGUGCUAUUUAUUUAUACAUGCACAAGUCUUCAUCAGUGUUUGGUCUAGUAAUAGGACACCCCAAGUGCAAUAUUAUAUGUUACCUCACACAAUUAUCCUAUGUUGUAGAAUCUUGUUGAUGGUUUAAGCGUGGAGCAAUUGAGAACAUUGGCUUUAGAGCUGCUACGAAGACAGCCGGCUGCCUUUGCUGACAUUGUGAGUGGAGAGAUUCCUGCUGGGGAUGGAUUAGAGCCACCAAACCCCCCUCCUGAUGAUGAAAAUGUGCCAGAGUGGUGUAAGUGUGGGCAUUGUGUUGCAAUGCCAACACAAGAAGAAAAUAAGUGCUGCACAAGAUCCAGGCGAGAAUGCAUCACAACAAAAACACUGUUUCCACAGAUUGUUUUGGACGCCAAUAUAUUGGACAUUGCUAUGCGGUAUAGGGAAGAUAUGCUGGUUCUCGAGAACACUCGGAACAAUGAAAAUUUCCGUCAUGCUGCAUACAGGCAGUUUGUCCUUUGGCAACAUGGGCAUUUAGGCAAAGGAAACAGAAGGGUUGUACCUAGCUGUUGUGUAAAAGCCAUCCAGGCUUGUUACCCCUCUCCUAAUGGAGUUUAUACUGGGUAUAGACCUGCCAGGUUGUGA